AUGCACCAAAAGGCCACAGCCACACUGCUCGAUCUUGCUGCAAGGAGUCUGCUGAGUAAUGAGCCUGCAGCUAUCUGUGCCCUGGAAGAACUCCCAAGAGACCUCUUUGUUCCAUUGUUCAUUGCUGCCUUCUUGGGUGGGCAUAAGAAGAUACUAACGGCAAUGGUGAGAGUUUGGCCCUUUCGCUGUCUCCAUGUUGGGACCUUGAGUGUACGAGAGUCAUACUACGAAAUCGUGGAAGCCGUGAUUGAUGGUCUGCAGAUCCCCGCUGUCCGGAGCCCUUCCUCUUGGGGGCCAAAACUGAGGAUCCUAGAUUUAAGGCAGGACCUGGACUGUGAGACAACAUGCUUGGAGACCGGGAUCACAUUCCCUUUCUGUUUUCAGUGUUGUAUUUAUUCUCGUCACUCUAUCCGUAAACUAGAAGAAGCCCGGCAUAGUGUCAGGUGCCUUGGAAUUGUUAAUUCAGAGUCUGAGCUUCAGUCAGCCCAGGAACCCAUGGAAUUGUUAGUGGACCUUUCCCUCAGUGAUACCUUGAGAGCAAAGCAAUUUCUUUCUUUCCUUCGGAGUAAGGUUGAGCAGAGCUUUGGCUCCUUGCACCUCUGCUGCAGAGAUUUGCAGAUUGAUAAAAUGUCUGCCCACAGAAGUAUCCUGCAGUUUCUGGAUCUGGGAUGCGUUGAUCACCUGGGUGUGGGUGAGGCAGAUCUGAGUGAAGUCACCACCCUUUUGGCUCGGACGAUCCACCUGGACAGCCUUAGUCUGUAUAACAUCGCCUUUAAAUCUUGUCAGAGGAAAAACUUCAGAACUUUUCUCAACCGGCUUGGGCAGCUGGACAACCUCCAGAAGCUCAUCUUGUCUUUCUUCCACCUCACAGAUCAACUGCACAAACUGCUCAGAGUUCUGCCGCCUCAGUUGGAUACAUUGUGUCUACCUCUCUGUGGCCUGUCUGACAGAGAUGUCACUGUCCUGUCCCAGAGCUCUCAGGCCACCCACCUAAGGCUGUUGAAUCUCAGUGACAACCAGAUAUUCUCGGAAGAUUAUGAGCCCUUCCAGACUCUGCUGGAGAAGGUCUCAGGCACCCUGCAGCAUCUGGAGAUGAGUAAUUGCCUGAUAACUGACUCUGCUCUCUCUGCUGUCCUCCCAGCCCUGAGCCAAUGUUCCCAUCUCCGUGUCCUUAGCUUUGCCUUCAACCCCAUUACGAUGCCUGUGCUCACGAGCCUUCUGCAGCACUUGGCAUCCUCGAUGGAGCUGAAGCAUGUAGUUUAUCCUGUGCCUGUCCAUUGCUAUGAACAGUGGAAUUUUCGUGGCAGUUUGGACCCACGGAAACUUGCCGAAGUGCAGGCCCAGGUGAAGGCAAUGCUGCAGGCGGUACAGCGGGACGACAUGACCUGGACCACUUGUGCUGAGUGA
Molecule: messenger RNA, 1407 nt
Organism: Equus quagga
Lineage: Eukaryota; Metazoa; Chordata; Mammalia; Perissodactyla; Equidae
Product: melanoma antigen preferentially expressed in tumors-like
Exons: 3
Coding region: 1-1407 (468 amino acids)
Biological process (GO): negative regulation of DNA-templated transcription; negative regulation of cell differentiation; positive regulation of cell population proliferation
Cellular component (GO): cytoplasm
Molecular function (GO): protein binding
Source: RefSeq, a predicted model, not a curated record